AUGACGCCUCCUUCAACACAGCAAUUUGAGGACGACCAAAACGUAGAUCGAGCAUUAGCUAUCGUCAAGUCGAUACCAACAAUCAUUGAUGUUGCAAAGGAUAUCGGUCUCGAGUCGAGCAUAAAAAACACGUGCCGCAGAAUCAAAGUGACUAUGGGGAAUGGCGACAAGAAGGCAACGCCUUGUUGGCGACAAUCUUCACAACAUUGCAAGCUUGAAAAAUCUCUAUUUGAAGUUGACUUUGAGGACAAGGUGGGAAACUCGCUUUUUACUUUCGAAGCAGCCAUUGCACCAUGA
Messenger RNA from Lichtheimia ornata, 297 nucleotides. RefSeq lists its product as uncharacterized. The transcript has a single exon. NCBI's taxonomy places the organism in Eukaryota, Fungi, Mucoromycota, Mucoromycetes, Mucorales, Lichtheimiaceae. Bases 1 to 297 code for a protein of 98 amino acids. The record is from RefSeq and is a predicted model, not a curated record.